Molecule: messenger RNA, 1683 nt
Organism: Penicillium cataractarum
Lineage: Eukaryota; Fungi; Ascomycota; Eurotiomycetes; Eurotiales; Aspergillaceae
Product: MFS transporter
Exons: 7
Coding region: 1-1683 (560 amino acids)
Biological process (GO): transmembrane transport
Molecular function (GO): transmembrane transporter activity
Source: RefSeq, a predicted model, not a curated record
AUGUUUGACGUGAAUUGGAAGGACCUCUUUACCAACCGCGACCGCAGAGGAUUCCCUGAGGUCGUGGUUCCCCUUGCUAGUGGAUCUGCACCAAAGACUCAAGAUGCCGGAUCGAACUCUAGUCUUGACAGGGCUUCUCUUCAAGAGAACGGUGCUAGCGGUGUUCACGCUGGUACCACGCUGACAUUGGAAGCACUACGAGCUGAAGUUGAAUCGGAUAUCGCUGCUUCAGGGCACGACACUGUUUAUGACCGAAAGGCAAAAAUUAUCAAUCGAGCUGUCCAAGACAUCGGUAUGGGCCGGUAUCAGUGGGGACUGUUUGUUCUCUGCGGCAUGGGCUGGGUCGCUGAUAACCUCUGGCUGCAGGGUGUCGCUCUCACGUUGACUCCAGUCGCUAUGGAAUUUGGCAUCUCCGAGACAGAUUCUCGAUUUGCCACGUGCUCUCUGUUUGUUGGUCUGAUCAUCGGUGCUUCGUUCUGGGGUAUUGCUUCAGAUGCUAUUGGCCGACGUCCAGCUUUCAACAUGACACUUUGUAUUUGCGGCACUUUUGGUCUUGCUGCUGGUGGUGCGCCAACCUGGAUCGGUACAUGUGCACUUUACGCCUGUUUGGGUCUCGGUGUCGGUGGAAAUUUACCCGUAGAUGCGGCCGUCUUCUUGGAAUGCCUUCCUCCUAACUCCAGUAGUAUUCUCAGUGGAUUGGCCACAUGGUGGUCUGUCGGUACUCUGAUUGCCAGUAUGCUUGCUUGGGCUUUCAUCCCCAACUUUUCCUGCGAGAGCUACGCGACAUGCACUAAAGCCAACAACUGGGGUUGGAGAUACCUCGUGCUGUCUCUAGGAGCCCUUACAUUCGUUGGCUUCCUCUGCCGUUUCUUCCUCUUCACUUUGUAUGAGUCGCCUAAGUUCCUCGUCUCCCGCGGUCGUCAGGAGGAAGCCGUGGCUGCUGUCCAAGGAAUCGCCCACAAAAACAAGACCACUACGUGGCUCACCGAGGAAACUCUCAACGAGAUUGGAGGGUACCCUGAAGAGGAUAAGAAGCAGGGCUUGUCUACCGUAGAGAUCAUUAGGAGGUCUCUUGAAAGAUUUUCGUAUCAGCAGGUUGCACCGCUUUUCAAAAACAAGCGAACCGCUGUCUCAACUAUUCUUAUCUGGUUCUGCUGGACAUGCAUCGGAAUGGGCUACACACUUUUCAAUGCUUUCCUCCCACAAUACCUGAGCCAAAACUCUACAACCUACGAGACCUACCGGAACUACGCCAUCACUGCAGUCUGCGGAAUCCCCGGGCCGCUUCUUGGAUGGGUUACCGUUGACAUCAAAUAUAUUGGUCGCAAGGGAACAAUGGCCGGCUCAACAUUAAUCACAGGAAUCCUGUUGUUCUGCUUCACGGCUUCAAAGGAUUCUAACGUUCAGCUGGUCUGUUCAUCGCUGGAGUCUUUCUUCCAGAUGAUUAUGUACGGUGUGCUCUAUGCCUACACUCCUGAAGUCUUCCCCGCUCCCAAUCGCGGCACGGGAUCUGGUAUUGCCAGCUGCUUGAACCGAAUUGCUGGUCUCAUGGCGCCGAUCAUCGGAAUCUAUGCUAGCACUGACCCGGUCGCACCAAUCUAUGCUGCGGGUGCGUUGAUCCUGGCUUCUUUUGUGGCGAUGUGCUUCCUGCCAAUUGAGACGCAGGGCAAACAGUCACUGUAA